GUAAGCGCCACGAUCCAAACUGUCAAACGUACAACCAAGGACAUUCCGAUUCGCCACACAAGCUCCCUGCCCCUCCGGCAGCGCCAUGCUGCAGGAACUCUCGCACAUGGACCGUAUCACCCAACUUCAAGAUGAGAUCCAACGCCUCCUGACAAUCAUGUCAAGCACUAUCGCCUACCUCACCGCCAGGUCUACAUUCCUGCAAGUCAGCGAGCAGAUACCCAUAACAAAGACUCGCAAUCCGGAUAAAUACGAUCCCCCAGAAUUAUUUGAAGCAAACAAGAACGAGCUUGUUCAGGAUCUUAUCGUAAAGGCAAAACAAAUCGAAUAUCUCAUCCAGUCAUUACCGGUCCCUGAACCAGAACAACAGCAGGCAAACCGACUUCAAGCACUGGAACAACAAAUGCAAGAUGCAAAUGAAGAAUAUAUCCAAGCGGUUGACCGUGCCAAGAACCUCCAUCGAAAAAUAUCUGAAUUUUUGAGGACCAUGUUGGACAACGCAGAUGGUCCGGUCGAACUCGUCCGCUGAUUUAGACCUGUCUUAGCGGACCAUUUGCAUGAUACGACAGAGCCCAGAUAGAUGUUGAACAUCGUUCGGCCAAUAGUUCCCUCUCAUCGUCAUCCAAAAAGGUAGUGAGAGCCGUGAAAAACGCUUCUGUACGAUGUCGAGCUACGUUGUCAACAAAGACAUGAGCCACGGUGAUCAACAGAUGGUACAACUAUAUCACGUCGUCAAUACACAUCAUGCGUUCCUACGCUAUGUAAAUAUACAAAUUGCGAUCCUCUUCGUCCCGUCUCAAAUACUCCUG
Messenger RNA from Suillus subaureus, 809 nucleotides. RefSeq lists its product as uncharacterized. The record is from RefSeq and is a predicted model, not a curated record. Gene Ontology annotation, biological process: regulation of transcription by RNA polymerase II. NCBI's taxonomy places the organism in Eukaryota, Fungi, Basidiomycota, Agaricomycetes, Boletales, Suillaceae. The coding region runs from base 86 to 529 and encodes 147 amino acids. Gene Ontology annotation, molecular function: transcription coregulator activity. The transcript has 6 exons. Gene Ontology annotation, cellular component: mediator complex.